Alternaria postmessia is the source of this 831-nucleotide messenger RNA. RefSeq lists its product as uncharacterized. The record is from RefSeq and is a predicted model, not a curated record. Gene Ontology annotation, cellular component: membrane. Lineage: Eukaryota; Fungi; Ascomycota; Dothideomycetes; Pleosporales; Pleosporaceae. The transcript has 4 exons. The coding region runs from base 1 to 831 and encodes 276 amino acids.
AUGUCGACACCAGCAGAUGACUCCUCAGCGGUGCCAGAGUAUGUGCUCUGGCCGUACACCCCCACCAUCGCAGCCGGUGCCAUCGCCGCUGUCGUUAUGUUCAUACUGUUCUUCAUUCACACAUUCCGCCUCGUCAAGAAUAAGACAUGGUUUUGUAUACCGUUCGUCAUUGGAGCUCUGUGUGAAGCUAUAGGUUACUCUGCUCGUGCCGCAGCCCACAACGAUACCGAAGGCAAAACACCGUACAUCAUCCAGUCUACACUCAUUCUCCUGGCGCCCAUCCUCUUCGCCGCUUCCAUCUACAUGAUUCUCGGUCGUCUUAUCCGACGUACGGACUCUGCUGAGUACUCUCUGAUACGGGUCAACUGGUUGACCAAGAUCUUCGUUGGCGGCGACAUUCUGUGCUUCUUAAUUCAAGCCGGUGGUGCUGGUAUGCUCGUCUCAGCCAAUGACAAAGACGGUUUCAAGCGCGGCGAGAACAUCAUCCUCGGUGGACUGAUCCUUCAAAUCCUUAUCUUCGGCUUCUUCGUCGUCGUAGCGAGUAUCUGGCACGUACGACUCCAAAAGGGACCUACAGCUUCAUCCGCGGAUAUCCCGUGGACGAAGCUGAUCUGGUUCUUGUAUGCGGCUAGUGUCUGUAUCACUAUCCGUAACCUUUGCAGGGUUAUUGAAUACGCUAUGGGAAAGGAUGGUUACCUACUUUCGCACGAAUGGCCCAUCUACGUCUACGACUUCCUGCCUAUGAUGAUCACGCUUGUCGUAUGCAUCUGGUGGUACGACCCGAACAUCAAGCCGCGUCCCAAGACCGACAUCGAGUUCGCCCGCCGAUAG